Molecule: messenger RNA, 1374 nt
Organism: Mya arenaria
Lineage: Eukaryota; Metazoa; Mollusca; Bivalvia; Myida; Myidae
Product: GPN-loop GTPase 3-like
Exons: 8
Coding region: 131-979 (282 amino acids)
Molecular function (GO): GTPase activity
Source: RefSeq, a predicted model, not a curated record
UUACCAUUUUCGUCUAGUGUUUAUUUUAUUUACCAUUGGUAGACUUAAGCGGCCCUUUUUUCAACACAACGUGAUAGGAGAUUCAAUGUGUGCUUUAUUCAGUAUUUACUGACAAAGCAUAUCCAUCAACAUGCCUAGAUAUGCUCAGCUGGUUAUUGGACCUGCAGGAAGUGGGAAGUCUACAUAUUGCAGCAACAUGGUCAAGCAUGGAGAAACCAUCAGAAGGAACUUCCAUGUUGUAAAUCUGGACCCAGCAGCAGAACACUUCGACUACCCAGUUCUUGUUGAUGUGCGAGAGUUGAUACAGGUUGAUGAUGCCAUGGAGGAUGAAUCGCUGAGGUUUGGUCCAAAUGGAGGCCUGGUCUUCUGCAUGGAAUAUCUUGCUCAGAAUUUUGACUGGCUACAUGAGCAGCUGGAGGAUAUUGAGGAUGACUACAUCUUGUUUGACUGUCCAGGUCAGAUAGAGCUAUACACUCACAUUCCGGUGAUGAAGCAGCUGGUUGAGGAGCUGCUGAAAUGGAACUUCCAUGUGUGCACUGUUUACCUCAUAGACUCUCAGUUUCUCAUUGAGGCAUCCAAAUUUGUGUCUGGCGUUCUGACUGCUCUCUCUACCAUGAUGAACUUAGAGACGCCCCAUGUUAACGUGAUGACUAAGCUUGACCUGCUCACUAAGAAGGAUAAGAAGAAUCUUGAGAGGUACCUUGAGCCAUCAAUGCAAGGCCUACUGUAUGAGGAAUUUGAAGAUGACAAGUUCAGCAAAAAGUUCAAGAAACUCAACUCUGCCAUUGCUUCUAUGAUUGACGACUACAGCCUUGUGCGUUUCCUACCACUGGACCAGUCUGAGGAGGAGAGUAUUAACGAUGUGCUACUGCAAGUAGACACAUGCCUGCAGUACGGGGAGGACCUGGAACCACGGGAGAUGAGGGACUAUGAGGAGGACCCAGAUGAUGACUAUGUUGACAGCGGCUUUGAUGGAUGACAAUUGCCACUAGGAUCACCAGGAGAUACGCUUGUUUGUGGGCUGACCCCAUUUACAGCUCAUGGUUAAUGUCUCAUACCAAGAGCUUUGUCUUCAUUCUGACAGUGGACAUUUCAUCGCUAAAAAAUCUUUGAAAGAUAUGACAAUGAGAUGAAAAAUACUUGGGCACUAUAACAUUGUGGAGGUCAUAUCAAAUUCAUUGAUUGGGAUCAUUGUGAAUAAUGUGUAUAUGCCAAUCAGUCCAGGCAAAGAAAUAGUCAUGUUUGUUUUUUAAAUGUGAUAUUACUAACUUUGGAAGAACAAUUUGUACACAUACAUGACUAUUCCAACACAUGUUCAACCUUAAACUUCUAUACUUGUUUUGUUUAUUUUGAUGAUUAAAAACUACCAAAGUU